AGUUGGUUAGAGAUUCGUGCUGCGAGGGCUGCGAGUGCUCUUUCCCGCGGAAAAGGAGCUGCUGCUGGAUAUUUGAGUGUUGUAGCGUCAGCAAGUUAAGAGCUUACAGAAGUUUUGAUUUUCUUCACUACAGCAUUUAUUAAAUUCGUAAGAUGUCUGGUCGAGGAAAAGGUGGUAAAUCAAAGGGAAAGGCGAAGUCCCGCUCCAGUCGUGCUGGGCUUCAAUUUCCUGUUGGGAGAAUCCAUAGAUUGCUACGGAAGGGGAAUUAUGCAGAACGAGUAGGUGCUGGUGCACCAGUUUAUUUGGCAGCUGUUAUGGAAUAUUUGGCUGCUGAAGUUUUGGAAUUGGCAGGAAAUGCUGCAAGAGACAAUAAGAAAACGAGGAUUAUACCACGCCAUCUUCAGCUUGCCAUUCGCAAUGAUGAAGAACUUAAUAAAUUAUUGUCUGGAGUAACCAUUGCCCAGGGUGGAGUGUUACCAAAUAUCCAGGCUGUGCUGUUACCCAAAAAGACUGGCCAAGCUCCUGUCCCAAGCAAGGGUGGAAAAUCCAAAUCACAAUCACAGGAAUAUUAAAAGCAUUUUUCAUAUUAUCCCUUUGUUACAUUAUCAGGAUUUAUCAGUUGUAUGAAUAUGGAUAGAGUGUUUUCAGCCUUUUCUAUGAAAGUGCUUAAUCAUGAACAGUAUGACUGAAUGAAUAUUCCAAACAGUUUCAGUUACAAGAGUUUGUGUACUGUUUGUUUUUCCUUUUCUCAAUAAAAUAUGAAAAUUACAAAUAU
Molecule: messenger RNA, 775 nt
Organism: Cryptotermes secundus
Lineage: Eukaryota; Metazoa; Arthropoda; Insecta; Blattodea; Kalotermitidae
Product: histone H2A
Exons: 3
Coding region: 153-572 (139 amino acids)
Cellular component (GO): nucleosome
Molecular function (GO): DNA binding; protein heterodimerization activity; structural constituent of chromatin
Source: RefSeq, a predicted model, not a curated record